Messenger RNA from Suillus paluster, 1464 nucleotides. RefSeq names its product major facilitator superfamily domain-containing protein. The record is from RefSeq and is a predicted model, not a curated record. Lineage: Eukaryota; Fungi; Basidiomycota; Agaricomycetes; Boletales; Suillaceae. Gene Ontology annotation, biological process: transmembrane transport. Gene Ontology annotation, molecular function: transmembrane transporter activity. The coding region runs from base 1 to 1464 and encodes 487 amino acids. The transcript has 12 exons.
AUGCCCGACUCACCGAGGGUAUCCACGUCUCCCAUUAUUCACACUGAGGAGAACAACAAGGAGGAUGCCUUUAUUAGCGUUCCUGAAAAUAAGUCCACCCCAGACCCAUAUCUAGUGAGCUUCGAUGAGGACGACCCAGCCAAUCCAAAGAACUGGUCCUUUGCCAAAAAGUGGUACCUUACCCUCGCUGCCGGUCUCCUGGUCCUCAAUGCCACCUUCUCGAGUAGUGCCCCAUCCUCUCUAGUACCCACUCUCAUGCAUGAGUUUGGGGUAUCACGGGAAGUCGGAACGUUGACUGUUUCGCUUUUCGUAUGCGGUUACUGUGUUGGCCCUUUACUUUGGGGACCGUUAUCGGAGCAGUACGGACGACGUCCAAUAUUCAUCAUCUCUUUCUUCCUAUACAUGUGCUUCCAAAUUGGGUGUGCGUUGUCGCAGAAUAUCGCAUCCGUCUUAAUUCUCCGUUUUCUUGGUGGUACAUUUGCAGCCGCCCCUUUAGCAAAUUCAGGCGCUCUCAUAUCAGAUAUCUGGGACGCAAAGGGACGCGGCACUGCUCUCGCGAUUUUCACUGUGGCUCCGUUUGCUGGACCAGCCAUUGGUCCAGUAGCUGGCGUCUGCUGGUUGCUGAUUGUUUUCACUAUUCCUGAGACGUAUACCCCAGUGCUUCUUGCCAAGAAAGCUAAAGAGGUCAGGAAGCACACCGGGGAUGAGAAAUAUUAUGCCGCCAUGGACCUGCAAAACUUCACACUUGCCCAGCGCGUGGAAAGCAUUCUUGCUCGGCCUUUCAAAGUUCUCGUUACUGAACCAAUGUUGAUUGCCAUAACUCUAUACAUGAGCUUCGUCUAUGGCUGUAUAUACCUGCUUUUCGAGGCUUAUCCUGUGGUUUUCACCAAGGGGCACAACUUGAAUGCGGGUGUAUCUGGACUCAUGUUCCUUCCGCUGCCCAUUGGCGGCUUUAUUGCAGUCGUAACUUACAUUUUAUUUUUUAACCCGAGUUACGAGCGCAAAGUCCAGGAAUGCGCACCAAACCCUGUGCCGCCAGAAUUCAGAUUGAGGAUUGCCAUGGUUGCAGCGCCGUCCUUUGCCAUAUCAUUUUUCUGGUUUGCAUGGACAUCAUUUCCUAGCAUUUCGAUAUGGGCUCCGAUGACGUCGGGUGCAUUACUAGGAUGGAGUAUUUGCUUCAUAUUUCUCGCCCUGUUCAACUAUAUCAUUGAUGCAUAUUUGGCUCUCGCUGCUUCGGCGCUAGCUGCAAAUACUGUCGUUCGUAGUCUGUUCGGUGCUGGAUUUCCUCUUUUUGCCACUCAGAUGUACGAUAGGCUUGGCCCUGAAUGGGCUUCGACACUGCUGGGUUGUAUCGCCCUGAUCAUGAUGCCAAUUCCCUUCGUCCUGACAAAAUACGGCCCAAUAUUGAGACGCAAGUCAAAAUAUGCUCCUUCCGCACCACCACCUUCAAGCUCCCUGGCAUAA